CCCCCUCGCUACCUGCGGGACUUCUGCGGCUGCCACCUGUCGUGGUCCGGGGCGCAGCUCCGCCUGCCAGACCCUCUGCCGCGGCUGCGGGCCGAGAUCCGCGCCGCCGCUCCCGGCAGGUACCGCUACUACCAGAACGUCUGCACCCAGAGCUACUCCUUCGCCUGGUGGGACUGGGCGCGCUGGGAGCGGGAGAUCGACUGGAUGGCGCUGAGCGGCAUCAACCUGGCACCGGCUUUCGCGGGGCAGGAGGCGGUCUGGCAGCGGGUUUACCGUAACCUGGGGCUGAACCAGUCGGAGAUCGACAAGUACUUCACGGGCCCAGCGUUCCUGGCCUGGAACAGGAUGGGCAACCUCCGCCGCUGGGCCGGGCCGCUGCCGCCCGCCUGGCACUUUAAGCAGCUCUACCUGCAGUACCGGAUUGUGGAGCGGAUGCGCUCGCUGGGGAUGACCACGGUGCUGCCGGCCUUCGCGGGCCACGUGCCGCAGGGGAUCCUUCGGGUCUUCCCACAUGUGAAUGCCACUCGCCUGGGGCGCUGGAGCCACUUCGACUGCACCUACUCAUGCAUCUACCUGCUGGACCCAGAGGACCCCAUGUUCCAGGUGAUCGGGACCCUCUUCCUGAAGGAGCUGAUCAAGGAGUUUGGCACAGACCAUGUUUAUAGUGCAGACACCUUCAACGAGAUGACCCCCCUCUCCUCUGACCCUGCCUAUCUGUCCAGAGUCAGCAAUGCUGUUUUCAGGUCGAUGACAGGAGCUGACCCCAAGGCACUGUGGCUGAUGCAGGGCUGGCUCUUCCAGCAUCAGCCUGACUUCUGGCAGCCAGCACAGGUGCAGGCCCUGCUGCAUGGAGUGCCCCUUGGCAGGAUGAUUGUCCUUGACCUCUUUGCUGAGUCCAAGCCUGUCUACCAGUGGACAGAGUCCUUCUAUGGACAACCUUUCAUCUGGUGCAUGUUGCACAACUUCGGGGGCAACCACGGCCUCUUUGGCACUGUGGAGGCCAUCAACCACGGCCCCUUCGCAGCUCGACGCUUCCCCAACUCCACCAUGGUGGGCACGGGGCUGGUGCCCGAGGGCAUCGAGCAGAAUGACAUGGUGUACGAGCUGAUGAACGAGCUGGGCUGGCGUCAGGAGCCCCUCGACCUGCCCAGCUGGGUGACCCGCUACGCCGAGCGCCGCUACGGCACCUCGAGCGCUGCGGCAGCCAGUGCCUGGCUUCUGCUCCUCCGCAGCGUCUACAACUGCACCGGCGUCUGCGUCAACCACAACCGCAGCCCCCUGGUGCGCCGGCCCUCGCUGCGCAUGGACACGGAGCUCUGGUACAAUGCCAGCGACGUGUACGAAGCCUGGCGCCUGCUGCUGAGCGCUGGCGCCGAGCUGGGCCACAGCCCCACCUUCCUCUACGACCUGGUGGAUGUGACCCGGCAGGCAGCCCAGCAGCUGGUCAGUGACUACUACCUGAGCAUCUGCCAGGCCUUCCAGAGCCAUGCGCUGCCGGACCUGCUGACGGCCGGUGGCGUGCUGGUGUACGACCUGCUGCCAGAGCUGGACAGCCUCCUGUCCAGCCACAGCCUCUUCCUCCUCGGCCGCUGGCUGGAGAGCGCCCGUGCCACGGCCACCAGUGACCGGGAGGCUGAGCAGUAUGAGCUGAAUGCCCGGAACCAGGUGACGCUCUGGGGGCCCAGUGGGAACAUUCUGGACUACGCCAACAAGCAGCUGGGGGGGCUGGUGCUGGAUUACUACGCUGUGCGCUGGAGCCUCUUCGUCUCUGCGCUGGUGGAGAGCCUCAACUCAGGCCGCCCCUUCCACCAGGACCAGUUCAACCAGGCUGUCUUCCAAGUGGAGAGAGGCUUCAUCUACAACAAGAAGCACUACCCAGCUGUGCCAGCUGGGGACACCAUGGAGAUCUCCAGGAAGCUGUUCCUCAAAUACUACCCCAGCGCCCUGAGGCGCAGCUUGGCUGGGCCUGCGUGACUUUGGGUUCUGCCUCCGGAGCCUCCCCCAGAGAGGGUUGGCAGAGCCCCUGCACCCUCCCCUAUCCAGGCUCCUGGCCUGAUGGCUAUGUCCUGGAAGAGGGGCACAGAACCUCUCUGGCCCUCAGCCAGCCUGGAUCCACCCCUUCCCCUGCAUGGGCAGGAUGUACCCCACGAGGGGCUGGCACAUGGAAAGGGGCUGGCAGAUGGAUGGGGGGCCAGGCUGUGCCCCAGGGUCCCAUUCUGCACCGUGCUUUGUGCUCAGCUCUGCCUAGCUGCCCUGAGCCUGUUCCAGGAAAUCUGGGCUGCCCCAGUGCCCUCAGCUGGAAGCUUGGUGGGGCACUGCAGAGGGACAGGACAAAUGUGUCCCUGCUGUGGGGCCUUGGCUGGCUAGCAGGGGCAGUGUGGGGGAGAAGCAGUCAGGGAGAUGGCAGUGGGCAGAGGAGCAGAGCAACGUUGGACCCAGUGCCUGUGGGGACUUGGCACUGCACAGCCCUUGCCCACAUUUGGUGCCUUUUGUGUCAUAAAAGACUUUGCAGCUUUGCCUGCAGUGUUGCUGGAGCGGAGUUUUUGAGGCCUUUUCCACAGCUGGGGC
Molecule: messenger RNA, 2568 nt
Organism: Ficedula albicollis (Collared flycatcher)
Lineage: Eukaryota; Metazoa; Chordata; Aves; Passeriformes; Muscicapidae
Gene: NAGLU
Product: N-acetyl-alpha-glucosaminidase
Exons: 6
Source: RefSeq, a predicted model, not a curated record